Molecule: messenger RNA, 1875 nt
Organism: Aspergillus tanneri
Lineage: Eukaryota; Fungi; Ascomycota; Eurotiomycetes; Eurotiales; Aspergillaceae
Gene: PUT3
Product: transcription factor domain-containing protein
Exons: 11
Coding region: 1-1875 (624 amino acids)
Biological process (GO): DNA-templated transcription; regulation of DNA-templated transcription
Molecular function (GO): DNA-binding transcription factor activity, RNA polymerase II-specific; zinc ion binding; DNA binding
Source: RefSeq, a predicted model, not a curated record
AUGGUCGCAUGUAAUCGAUGCCGCAAUAGAAAGACCCGAUGUGCAGGAAAUCCUCCUCAUCCGUGUGCGGCAUGUGAGGAUGCAGGCCAAGUCUGUGUGUAUUCGGAAGCUGAGAAGCGCGUGUCAAUUCCAGAGAGUUACUAUCGUCAGCUCCAGUCGCAGGCCCGGGGGCCUUCCCGUCCAGAUGAGAGUCCCAAUCCCAGUCCCGCGCAGUCUAGCCCAUACACGGGCGUGGAAGUACCAAUUGAUCGAGAUGACUGGUGGUACAAGGGAACUGAUAAUCUAUUUUUGAACCGAUCUGGAGAGCAUCAGUUCGUGGGAGCAUCAUCGGCUACCCACCUGGCCAAACGCCUGCACCCAACUUCCGCCCAUCUUGCAUGGGAUGUGCGUCCGCUGUACGACGACCCUUUGUCUCUGCGGAUGUCAACAACACGGGCUCUCCCUCAAAUGCCGCCUUUCGAGUUUGCAAAGCGAGACUUCGAGGAGCGUCUGAAGAUGGUAUACAACCAACCUCCUGAUUUCUCCAGCAGAGAGUCGUGCCUUGUCUACUGUCAGGUGCUGUUGGUUGUCGCCUUUGGGCUCAUGUACUCGGUUAACCAAUGGUCGGGAGAUGACGGUCCGCCUGGUUUCAAAUACUUUAAGCAUGCCUUGCGUUUCUUGCCGGACAUUCAUGAGGAGGGCUCCAUAUUCUUCGUCGAAGUGUUGUGCUAUGUCGCAUAUUACAUGCAGAAUCUAAAUCGACGCGAUGCUGCGUUUCUUUACAUUGGUCUCGCCCUUCGUAUGGCCAUUUCAUUGGGUCUUCAUCAGGAAGUGUCGGACUCCACGAUCACUGAAGACGAUCGAAACCGUCGACGACGAGCUUGGUGGUCAGUAUAUAGUUUGGAUCGCCUGCUUUCGGUCAAGUCAGGUAACCCUAUCACAAUCCAUGACGAAGAUAUUGGAACAACAUGGCCAAUUCCUCUGGAUGGAGCGAGCGCUGUUCCAUGGCCAUCCGUUGUACUUACUUAUUACACGCAGCUGUCAAGAAUCUUAGAAAUCUAUCGUAAGAAGCCUCGAACCGGCUCCAGCCUAUUUGUCUCUGUACAGAGUAUCACGAAUGACCUGUCUGGUUGGCUGCAUCGGAUCCCUGAUCAGCUCCGUAUCAAUUUCUCUACCAUCAAUGAGCAUAUAAAUCGUGAAUCAGUGUCAAUUUUCUUACACUUUUAUUCCUGUGUCAAUAUGACCGCCAGACCUCUGGUGUUCUACGUUAUUCAGCGACGCCUGGAUGCGGAAGAUCAAGCAUCUGCGACCGAGGAUUGGAAAGGUGGGCUCUCACAGAAUACAGUGGCUGUUAUCGACAGCUGUAUUACCGCAGCCCGUGCGACCACCAUCAUUAUGGAUGCUGCGGCGAAGCAUAAUUUGGUCGCGACGUACGGCUACCUCGAUGGUGAAUACAUAUUUUCGGCAGCGUUAUUACUCGUCAUGGUCAAUGCAGCUUUUCCUUAUAAUGAAUCAAAUGCUCGAACAAUGGAUAUGGCAUUGAACUUGCUCCGCAGCAUGGCAGACCGGGGGAACGCUUAUCUUGGGUCACGCCAUUCACUACUACUCGAGCUCAAGUCGGCCAUCGGGUCCAAUCACUCCAGGAAGGGGGAUCUUCCUGCAUGCUCUCCUAAUACUCCCAGCAGCGCCCAACAGACGAGCCCAUCAGCGAAUGUGGUCCAAGAGCAAUCCCCGGUGGUCUCCACCGAAUGGCCUUCUCAGCAAGAUUUACCGUCUAUGCGGGAUAUUUCAUUCAACUUUGACAUCAAUGACGAUCCUGGGCUCUGGGAGGAAGUGCUGGGUCAGAUUGACAUCGACAUGGAUACCGACUGGAUUGAGAAUACCCUGAGAAAAUGA